Molecule: messenger RNA, 531 nt
Organism: Ascochyta rabiei
Lineage: Eukaryota; Fungi; Ascomycota; Dothideomycetes; Pleosporales; Didymellaceae
Product: Glucosamine-phosphate N-acetyltransferase
Exons: 2
Coding region: 1-531 (176 amino acids)
Biological process (GO): UDP-N-acetylglucosamine biosynthetic process
Cellular component (GO): endoplasmic reticulum; endoplasmic reticulum-Golgi intermediate compartment; Golgi apparatus
Molecular function (GO): monosaccharide binding; glucosamine 6-phosphate N-acetyltransferase activity
Source: RefSeq, a predicted model, not a curated record
AUGGCCCUCCAAACACCCGUGACAGACGCUACUGCCCCGCUGUUCAGCUCAGAACUCAUCUCCCCUGAGGUCCUCAAGGCGCUGCCCGAAGGCUACACCUGCCGGCCUAUCCAGCGCCAGGACUACCACAAUGGCUUCCUGGACGUCUUGAGGGUGUUGACGACGGUCGGCGACGUUUCCGAAGAGGCGUGGAACGAGCGCUACACAUGGAUGGCGACGCGCAACGACUCGUACUUUCUGCUUGCGAUCCUCGACUCGUCGUCGCACAUUGUCGGCACCGGCGCGCUGAUUGUCGAGCGCAAGUUCAUCCAUCAGCUGGGGCUGGUCGGCCACAUUGAGGACAUUGCCGUCGCCAAGGACCAGCAGGGCAAGAAGCUCGGGCUGAGGAUCAUCCAGGCGCUCGACUUUGUCGCUGAGAAGGUCGGCUGCUACAAGACUAUCCUGGAUUGCAGCGAGGCUAAUGAGGGGUUCUACGUCAAGUGUGGGUUCAAGCGCGCUGGGCUGGAGAUGGCGCAUUACUAUGGCCGGUAG